Messenger RNA from Trypanosoma cruzi, 2898 nucleotides. Its product is annotated as trans-sialidase, putative. NCBI's taxonomy places the organism in Eukaryota, Euglenozoa, Kinetoplastea, Trypanosomatida, Trypanosomatidae. The record is from RefSeq and is a predicted model, not a curated record. Bases 1 to 2898 code for a protein of 965 amino acids. Gene Ontology annotation, molecular function: exo-alpha-sialidase activity. The transcript has a single exon.
AUGCUCUCACGUGUUGCUGCUGUCAAGGCACCCCGCACACACAACCGUCGCCGCGUGACCGGAUCCAGCGGCAGGAGGAGGGAAGGGAGAGAGAGUGAGCGGCAGAGGCCCAACAUGUCCCGGCGUGUGUUUACUUCCGCGGUGCUGCUCCUCUUUGUGAUGAUGUGCUGCAACACUGGUGGGGCUGCAUCCACUGAGAAGACGCUGACAGAUUCGGAAAUUCCAAAGAGGAAAUUGUUUGUUUGGAGAGACACGACAGAUGAGGGAACGGUGAAUUUGCUCUUUUUUCCCAGUCUUGUUCAGGUGAAUGGUGAUGUGUUUGCCGUUGCCGAGGCGCUGUUCACGAAGGAGGUAGGAGGCGUUUUUGCUGGCAUUGCCUCGGAGCUCCUGGAGUGGACUGAUAAACAAACAAGCAAGGAGUUGGAUAAAAAUAAAAUGAAGACACAAGUACUGGGGGAAUGUCCUUCUGGAAAAGAGGGAUGCCCCGACCAGGCAGUGGAUCGGUCUGGCUUCGAAAGCGGAGCGCCAGUACAUGUGGAUAAACCAACAACAGUUGUGCAUGGAAGUGAUGUUUACAUGCUUGCUGGAAUGUACGACCGUGCAGUUGCCAUUGCUGCUGAGGACGAUAUAACGGAUGAAUGGGGACUUUUGCUGGCGAGAGGGAACGUCAGUGUUGAUGAGGAUGGCCGUAACAAAAGAAUUUAUUGGACUGAUGUUGACGCUCUCCCGAUCACUUCUAAUACCGAACAAUAUGGAUAUGUGACAGCACCGCUUGGGAGCGGUGGAUCGGGUGUUAAGAUGGAGGACGGUACACUUUUGUUCCCUAUGGAAGCCGAGGAGUAUAGGACGGGGAAGGCGGAUGAAGAAAAUACAGCUGGGAUGGGAUACACUGUCUCACUGUUCAUAUACUUCCCGGAUAAUAAGAGUUGGAAGCUGUCGAAGGGGAUGUCUGCCGAUGGCUGCGGUGAUCCCUCCGUCGUGGAGCGGGAGAAGGGAAAACUCAUGAUGAUGACUGCGUGUGAUGGUGGCCGCCGCAGGGUGUACGAGUCCGGUGACAAGGGGGACUCGUGGACGGAGGCACUCGGGACACUCUCGCGCGUGUGGGGCAACGACGAGGGAUCUGAGAAGGGCGUUAAAAGCGGGUUCAUCACAGCGACGAUUGAUGAUAAUAAAAAAGUGAUUCUCGUUACUCUGCCGGUGUAUUCGAGUAAGGAAGAAAAAAACGAAAAGGGUGAACUCCAUCUUUGGCUGACGGACAACACGCACAUUGUUGAUAUUGGGCCGGUAUCUGAGGAAGAUGAUGACGUCACCACCAGCUCCCUGUUGUACAAAGGUGGAGAUAAUAAUAAUCAGGAGGAGUUGAUUGCACUGUACGAGAAGAAGAAGAAAGUUAAUCACAAACUAUCAAAUGAUAUGGUUACUGUGCGUCUGACUGCGCAGCUGCAGCGGGUGAAGGAGGUGCUGGCGACAUGGAAGGAAGUGGACAAACGUGUCUCCAAGCUGUGUGCCACUUUACUUGCUCAGGAGGUUACCUCACCUGACACUGCCUGCACUACUGUUAAGAUCACGGAUGGGCUGGUUGGCUUUUUGUCCGACAACUUCUCUGAUAACACAUGGAUGGACGAGUACCUUGGAGUGAACGCCACAGUAAAUGAGAAUGUUAGGGCGGAGAAGGCGGAUAACGGCGUGACUUUCAAAGUUCUUGGCGCAGGAGCGGAGUGGCCCGUUGGCAGGCAGGGGGAGAAUCAGCUGUACCACUUUGCGAACUACAACUUCACUCUUGUGGCGACGGUGUCCAUCGACGGUGAGCCGACGGAGGGUAAUAUUCCAUUGUUGGGUGCGAGUCUGGACGGUGAAGGAGAAAAAAAACUUAUGGAGUUGUCAUACGACAGUGAAAAGAAGUGGAUAUUACUGUGCGGUGGCGGACAGAACAGGGAACACGGCAGCACUUGGGAGAAAGAGAAAACUCAACACGUGGUAAUUUUGUUAAGGAACGGCAACCAGGGCUCCGCGUACGUCGAUGGUGAGCGUGUGGGUGAGGAUGCGCAAUGUCAAUUGGAAAAUAUGAAUUCGAAAGAGAUCUCACACUUCUACAUUGGAGGGGAUGGAGACAGUGCAGGGAGCAAAGAAGACGUGUCUGUGACCGUGAAAAACGUCCUGCUGUACAACCGCCCGUUGAGCUCUGAAGAGAUUGGCGCUUUUAACCCGAAUAAAGAUCCAAUUCAACUAUUGGAAGAGAAGCCGACGACGCCUUCAACAGUUUCUUCUGAUUUCGUUGUACCUCUCACUCCUCUGGUGACCCCGAAUGAUGAGCAAACCGAAACUCCUUCUACUCCUACCGGAACACAGCUGACGGAACAGGGACAGCCGAUGGGGAGCAGUAAAGGUGCGGGCAGUGGCGGUGCAUCCGCAUCAGCGGUGUCCACUGUCAGUACUUCCUCAGCAGAAGAGGACUCCGUAGUGCAGGUGACGUCAGGAACAUCUCCCGAUGGAACUCAAACGAUGGAUGCUGCUUCCUCGCCUGAUGGUAACACAGCGGUGGAGACAGAAGCUCGAAAUACGGUGCAAGGGGAUGGAUCACCGCAAAUUCCUGUGGGUAUCUCUGACACAGCAGAUGCAAAUACUCCCACCACUGAGGGCGAGGGGCAAGAUGGACCCACAGUGAAUCCUGAGGCGGGCGCGAGCUCUGGUGAGAAUGGGGAGCCAACGGAAGAAACAAACGGCCAGGAGGAAGAGGUCCAUCCACAGGAAAGGGAAUUAAAUGCUGCAGCACUCAGCAGCAGCCUCGGAAAUGUGUCGCAGGGGAAUAACACCGAUUCCGGCACUGUGCGUGGGAGCGGACUGCUGCCAUCGCUGCUGCUUCUCCUGUUGGGACUGUGGGGGUUUGCGGCUCUGUGA